CGUCAUCGGUAGGGCGACAGGAAGUUCGCCGUUUUCAGCUAAAGGUCGUGUUUGUUUGUGUUGCUGCGAGUUAGGGUUAACUAAGCUUUCCAUAUAAAUAAUCAUGUCGACUGCUAUGAACUUUGGAAGUAAGUCCUUUCGGCCUCGUGCCCCAGACAAAGGAUCUUUUCCUCUGGAUCACUUUGGAGAGUGUAAAGCCUUCAAAGACAAGUUCAUGAGGUGUUUGAGAGACAACAGCUUCGAUAACUCCAAAUGUAGGCUCCAGUCGAAAGACUAUCUAGGGUGCAGGAUGGACAAUCAGCUGAUGGCUCGGGAGUCUAUGGAGAGACUUGGCUUUAAGGACGUGAUGGAUCCUCCCAUCCAGGACAAGGAGGCUAAACCAUGAACUACAGACUGGGACAAUUAGACACAGACCCUGAGAUGUUGAAGAGUGACAGUGACUUUUGAAAGUGAAGCCUAUUGGACACCAUGUACAUACAAUUUAAUUGUAAUGUUUUGUUUAUAAAUAUUUUGGUUAUUUAAAGUA
Molecule: messenger RNA, 526 nt
Organism: Hypomesus transpacificus
Lineage: Eukaryota; Metazoa; Chordata; Actinopteri; Osmeriformes; Osmeridae
Gene: cox19
Product: cytochrome c oxidase assembly protein COX19
Exons: 3
Coding region: 104-385 (93 amino acids)
Biological process (GO): mitochondrial respiratory chain complex IV assembly
Cellular component (GO): mitochondrial intermembrane space
Source: RefSeq, a predicted model, not a curated record